GUAUUGGCUGUCAUAUAGCGUGGGCUACGGUUGUUUCCAGGAAUUGUUCCUUAACAAAGAGAAUUCGUCUUAUUGUGUGCAUGUAUAUUUACUGUGGCGCUUUCAUGUACAUGUUUAUUAGUGUGGACAGAUUGCUAACUCAAGCUGGUUGUACCUAAGACUUGCUUUCUAACUUUCAUUGUUCUGUGGACUGAAAACCUGUACAAAAUCAAAUUUUGGAAUUAUGGCUGCUGUAAUGGGAAGGACUCAGGUACAGAUAAAGGAUGUAACCAGAAGAAUCGUUGUACCCGCUGAUCCAAUAGCAAAGCUUAUGCACUACUUUGAUUGUGUCUGCAGUUGUGUUGAACCCGAUAGUGACUACACUAUACGUCGUCUCAGAGAUUAUCAGAAUUAUCAUCGAUUGACCAGCGAAGAAGAGGCUCAACUCAUAGUUCUCUGUCUUGCUCUCAGUCCUGACAACUUGAUUGGAUCGAUAUUCCAUCCAGUCAAUGAUUGUGGAUCAUCCACAAACAAGUUUGUUGAGAUAAGUGCUGUUAAAACAGACAUUCUUGUGACCAACUCUCUCCUCAUUGGAGGACAGCAGAAAAAAGUACAAAGUGUCAUGUUUUUCGAGAAGAGGUGGAUGGAGAACAACUUCAUUGAGCCACUUAAAGCAGUGCAGAGGAGACUCAACCGUCCUGCUCAACGUCGUAUUGAGCCUCCCCCACGUCGUCCUCCUGCCCGUCGCAGGGAGAGCAGUUCCUGCACUAUACUCUGAAGAAUGAACCAUUGAACUAUUAGCAAGUGUUGCUAUUAGUAAUACUGCAUUGCCUUUUAGUAUGUAGGAGUGCAAGUAUAAUACUGUGUUUAGUUAGUAUUGUGUGAUCACUGUUGUUGUUUUGUGUCUAGGGUUGUUUACACAUGUCCAGUUUACAAUAGUCUAUUGACUAUACACUGUAGAGCUGUUGUGUACCAAUUGUUAUUGCUAUAAGCCCCUGUAGAUUUAUUUGAUAUUAUUUCAAUUGCUAUACUUGUUUGAAACAAUAAA
Amphimedon queenslandica is the source of this 1027-nucleotide messenger RNA. RefSeq lists its product as uncharacterized. The record is from RefSeq and is a predicted model, not a curated record. The coding region runs from base 224 to 757 and encodes 177 amino acids. Lineage: Eukaryota; Metazoa; Porifera; Demospongiae; Haplosclerida; Niphatidae. The transcript has 3 exons.